CAAAAUGUAUUAUCGUCUUAUAAUAAUUUUAAUAUUUUAUUUGAAUGCUGCUACCACAAAAGCAGGCGCGCCGGAAGUUUGCAUUGACUCAUUGGGAUGCAUUGAGGGCAUUUAUGAACCUGGAAACGAAGUUGAAAGAUAUGCAGCUUUCUAUGGCGUGCCAUUUGCUAAGCCGCCGAUUGGUGAAUUAAGAUUUAAAAAUCCCGUACCAGUUGAGCCAUGGAAUGGCACACUUCUAGCAAAAGAGCCGCAUACAGAAUGUAUACAAAGGAAUUACAUUAUAACUCCCCUUAAUACAACUGGCGAUGAAGACUGUCUUUAUUUGAAUGUGUAUCGACCUGCGAAUAGUUCUGAUGAAAACCUGCCUGUCUUGAUUUAUAUACACGGUGGUGGAUUCUUUUUCGGCACUCCAAAUCAUGAAUUUUAUGGUCCUGAAUAUUUUAUGGAUACGAACCAGGUUAUAUUGGUGACCAUUGCUUAUCGUUUGGGUCCAUUUGGUUUUCUAAGUAGUGGUGACGAGCACAUGACAGGUAACUUUGCAUUCAAGGAUCAGAAUUUAGCCUUGAAAUGGGUGCAAUCGUAUAUAUCCGCAUUCGGUGGUGAUCCUUCGCGUGUUACCAUUUUCGGUCAUAGUGCUGGCGGUGUGUCUGUCCAUUUUCAUAUGCUAAGCCCUGCUUCACAAGGCUUAUUUCGUAAUGCUGUUCCAAUUAGUGGUGUUGCAAAUACGGUUUGGGCACAGCCAAUUGACCAAAAGGCGCAAGCCAUUCAAUUAGCCACAGCUGCUGGAAUUACAAAUGCUUCCAACAUAUCUUCUAUAGAACUUGCUAAUGCUUUGCGUAAUUUACCGGCAGAGCAAUUGAUGGAAGCUUGCGAUGCAUUGAAAAUUUGGUCCAUUUAUCCUUUCAUAAGUUUUCGACCCACCAUUGAAGAUGCAUCAUGGCCGGAGCCAUUUUUAACAACCAACGUGCGUGAAUUACUCGAUAAAGAGCCGCCGAAGACAGUGCCAUGGAUUGCAGGUGAUACACCGUCGAAAGGCGAAGGCAUCAUCGUAGCUACAAAACUUGCUGCUGCUGCGAAUUUGCAAGCUGAGUUUAACGAAAACUUUGAUGACUUAUUUAAGCUACUCACAAAUUUGCCUGCUGACGAAUCGAAUGAGGUCAACGAUGUGGUAGAACGUUUAUUGGCAGAAUAUAUGGGUGGAGUUCGAGAGUUGAAUAAUGACACAUUGGAUGGUUUCUUAGAGCUUUUAGGUGAUUCCUACUUCGUGUAUCCAGCAUACAAAGCAAUUGCCGAUAAUGUGGAAUCUAGUAAUGGAACAAUUCCUGAAGGAUAUAUACUGUUCAAUUAUCGUGGGCCUUACUCAUAUUCAGAGCUGUUUACGGGUAGCACAAAAGACUUUGGGACUACCCACAUCGAUGAUUCAUUAUAUCUUUUCACCUCGCAAGAAAUAGCACCGGAUGGAUAUGCCAAAUCGUCGGCAGAGGCUGCGUUGGUAAAACGAUAUGUGGAAAUUUAUGUGGAGUUCGCUAAAAACGGAGAAGUUGAAGUGUUCAAUAAAAUACAGCCCUGCACUAAAGCACUGUUUGAAAAACAAGGCUUUUGUGACUAUUUGUCUAUCGUCAAAGAAGAAGAACCAUUCGUGGUGGACAACGCAUGGAACACUGAGCGCAUGCAAUUGUGGGAAUAUGUAUAUAAAACCUUUUAUUGAGUUGUAAUCAAAAUAAAUACAAGACUGGUCAGUAGUGGUUUUGAUGUCGAAGAGUUAUAAUUCUACAUAGAUUUUUACUUGUACAUAAAAACACUAAUUUCCAUAAAAAAAUGUAUUAAUCAUAAUAGCAUGUGUAAAGGCUAUUCAAUCGUUAUGAGCGAACAAGUUUUGUGUAUUUAUUUAUACUUGUAAAUAUUGUUUAUUUUUUACUUUUGUUAAGCC
Molecule: messenger RNA, 1930 nt
Organism: Rhagoletis zephyria (snowberry fruit fly)
Lineage: Eukaryota; Metazoa; Arthropoda; Insecta; Diptera; Tephritidae
Product: venom carboxylesterase-6-like
Source: RefSeq, a predicted model, not a curated record